AAUUGAAAGGACAAAAUGUCCGAAGUCAAGUGAGAGUGAGUGUUGAUAGGAAUGAAAUUCGUGUGAAUUGGUGGUUUAGCAUCCGUAUGGCAUUAUAAAUAGCAAAUACUGGGAUAAUAUAUGCGGUGCUUGCGCCUGUUUUUCUAGUUAUAUCAUUUACGUACAAUGAUUACUUGAACUCUGUAAAAUGUCUCGACACAGAAACGUCCGUUCUAUGAAUUACUCUGAUGAGUAUGAUGGAUAUGAUGAUGUUUAUGGGCAUUCCGUUGAAGAUGAUUAUUGCGUUUCUCCAAGUGUUUCAAUUUUAGCGGAACAAUUCUUAUUUGACCGAAACAAGCAGCAUAACAUUUCUUCAUACAUUACGGAAGAUGACAUAGUGGAGGAAGAUGAAACUCAAGAGGAGACCCCAUUGCCCUCGAGCUAUAAAAGGCCGGAACUCUCAGUUCUUGAUGCAACAAAACUAGAGUCCUGCAUCGAAGCUAUAAAAAAUGUUGUCGGUGACUCUAUCCCUGAGUCCACACUCACGGAAAAUAUUCUCAAGCAUAACCUUAACUCAGAAGCUGCACUUGAUGCUAUACUUGCUACUACGUCGUCAAACAAUGCAUCUGAAAAGCCAGCCAUCAAUCAAAAUAAUGAGGAUCUUCUUCAAGGUAAAAAACUAGCCGCUAAACCAGCAGUACCUGUGCUACUAUCCUCCCCUGCUGUAAAAGUAAUUCCAUCAGCGACACGGUCGGUCAUCAAAGGCUUCGACAUUAGUGGAACAGACGGAGAUUUCCUUAACACAACAGUUGAGAGUCCGAGAUCUCAAAGUCCAUUCUCCGGGCAAACCUCACCUGAUAUUCGAAGAAAAGACAUUAAAACAGUUUCAUCAAAAUCAAACACCCCAAGAUGUCAGUCCCCAGCAGUAGAACAAGAUAACAAAUCGAAAUUAAAUAGUAAAAAAUUGGAUGCGAUCAGCCUGUUCAAGAAUCUUCGUGGAGACAUAAAGGAGCAGUUGCACUUGGUAGUCGUCGGCCAUGUUGAUGCCGGAAAGAGCACAUUACUGGGUAGACUGCUUUGCGAUCUAGGACAGGUGUCUUCAAAAUUAUUACACAAAUUUCAAACUGAAAGCAAGAAGAUUGGCAAGCAAUCGUUUGCAUAUGCAUGGGUGCUCGAUGAAACUGGCGAAGAAAGGGAACGUGGUGUCACAAUGGACGUUGGCCACUCCAAAUUUGAAACCGCUACUAAAACUAUUACACUUUUGGAUGCCCCAGGUCACAAAGACUUUAUUCCAAACAUGAUUAUGGGUGCGACCCAAGCCGACGUGGCUCUUCUAGUUGUUGAUGCUACGAGAGGAGAAUUUGAAACUGGUUUUGACAGCGGUGGACAAACAAGAGAACACGCUUUGCUUUUACGCCCUCUCGGUGUCUCUCAGCUGGCAGUAGUAAUAAACAAAUUGGAUACCGUUGACUGGUCCAAGGAUAGAUACGAUGAAAUAGUUGAAAAGAUGAGAGUUUUCCUUAAGCAGGCUGGUUUUCGAGACGCUGUACCAUUUGUACCAUGUAGCGGUUUGUCCGGGGAAAAUUUAGUCUCCAAAUCCAAGGAGGAAGGACUGAUUAAAUGGUACAACGGACCCACCUUGACCGAAGUUAUCGAUCAGUUCAAAUGUCCAAAACGACCUGUUGACCAACCCUUCAGGUUUUCGGUGAAUGACAUUUACAAGGGAACUGGCUCAGGAUUUUGUGUAUCGGGACAUGUUGAGACUGGGAUGAUUGCUACGAGUGAUAAGGUGUUAGUACUACCUCACAACGAAGUCGCUUCUGUCCGAGGCUUACAGAUAGACGAUAUGCCUGUAACAAAUGGGUUUGCCGGCGACCAUCUUGUCUUCACAUUGACAGGGAUAGAUCAGCAGAUUAUAGCUGUUGGCGACUUGUUGUGUGAUCCCCAGCACCCGGUCCCAGUUACGACUCGAUUCGAAGCGCACAUAGUAAUAUUUGCUGUAGCGAUGCCGAUUACUCGUGGCCUUCCGGUAGUAAUGCAUCACCAAUCGCUCGUGGAGCCAGUGGUGUUAAAGAAACUCAUUGCUCAGCUCCACAAAAGUUCUGGGGAAGUGAUAAAAAAAAAACCUCGAUGUCUGCCCAAAAAUUCUAGCGCUAUCGUUGAAAUAGAAACUCAGAGACCUAUUUGCAUGGAAUUAUACAGAGACGUUAAGCAACUUGGCAGAAUUAUGCUGCGUGUGGGUGGUUCUACUAUAGCUGCUGGUUUGGUUACUAAGAUAUACUAAACUGAACUGGAACUAUUUUCUACAAGGAUGGCUUAUUACAAUGAAUUUUCGAAUUUUGCAAUAUACAUCCGAUAUAAUAUAUAUUUAUAAACUACGAUGAUUUUUAAUAUUUAGGAUGUAGUAUUAAUUAUGUUACUUUUUAGCCAAUAAAAUCGUCGCUAAUGUUAUAAAAUA
Neodiprion fabricii is the source of this 2437-nucleotide messenger RNA. RefSeq names its product protein HBS1 (gene HBS1). The transcript has 10 exons. Lineage: Eukaryota; Metazoa; Arthropoda; Insecta; Hymenoptera; Diprionidae. Gene Ontology annotation, molecular function: GTPase activity; GTP binding. The record is from RefSeq and is a predicted model, not a curated record. Gene Ontology annotation, biological process: translation. The coding region runs from base 188 to 2263 and encodes 691 amino acids.